AUGUUGGAAGGUCUUCUUGAAGACAAUGACAUCUAUCGCAAUGCACAAGCAGGAGUGUUGAUAUCCACCGAGUCUAACCCAACACUUCGUCGAAAUCGAAUUUUCGAGGGGAAAGCUGCUGGAGUAGAGAUCACAAAUGGUGCUUCUGCAACACUGGAAGCCAAUCAGCUUUUUCACAACAAAUUCGGAGGUGUGUCAGCUGUAACACUACAGAUCGAAAUGCGAUCUGUAUUAACUGUAUCAAAAAUUGCCAUCGAGGUCAUACUGUCGAGUUCGUGCGUCAUGAUCGAUUCUUCUGUGAUUGUGGAGCUGGCACGUUGGAACAUCAGUGUCGUUUGCAAACGGAAGUACGCGACAAUGACACCGUCUACGAUUCGGCCACGCCCACGGGGUCGGACACGCCCAACAUGUUGUGAUCGGAGUAAUCUUCAGUGA
Molecule: messenger RNA, 435 nt
Organism: Cooperia oncophora
Lineage: Eukaryota; Metazoa; Nematoda; Chromadorea; Rhabditida; Trichostrongylidae
Source: the annotation of a GenBank genome assembly